UUAUUUAUUAGGCUAUGGAUUUGAUGCAUACCACCAUCACCGCUUGCGAUGGGUUAUUGUUUCGUGACUUUUGGAAGCAAGGUGUUGCGGUUUGGAAUCCGUGGUUGAGACAGGUUGGAUGGAUCGAGUACGAGGAUAAAGGUUUCCAUUUUUGCGGUGUAGGAUACGAUAGUUGUAAACCCGAAAAGAGUUACAAGAUCUUGGGGUAUUUUAAUUGUCUCCGUAAAGUCAGCGACACUUACCAUUGGCCCAUCAUGGCACCUUUGUCCUUGAACGGGAAUCUCUAUUGGCUUACUCAUGAACCUGAGACUUAUAAGUAUUUCAUCCGAAGCUUUGAUUUCUCCAAGGAGAUAUUCAAACCUUUUUGUCUCCUGCCCUGUCUAAAGAACCGUUCUCGAGAUGAACUUGUCCUCGCGGUUUUUAAAAGAGAUCGGUUUUCGUUGUUAAAGCAAUGUAAUGUAACAGGGAAGAUUGAUAUUUGGGUAACGAAGAAGAAGAUUGAUGGAGAGGAAGUAGUGUGGAUAAACUUGAUGACUUUGCCAACAACUAACUUGUCUAAGUUGGUUAAUAAGUUUUGUGGCAUUAGUUACUUCAUCUAUGACAAGACCCUAAUCAUGUGUUGUGGCGACCACCAAACUGGAGCCGCUUGCAUCUAUUUUGUGAAGGGAGAUAUAUUCAAGAAGAUUCAAAUAGAUUCCGGUAGUGUUCGGUUUUCUCACUGUGUCUAUCUUCCAAAUUUGUUAUCGGUUCCUUUAUAAUUCAGAUCGCUACAAGUUUAAAUGUUGGAUUUUCUUGCUUUAUUACAAAUCUCAAUUCGUUUCAGAAGUAAAUUCUCUUCAGGGAACAGCUAAUACAAAGUUUAAAUUUCUUAUUUGCUCUGUUUUCAUGUGGACUGACUUGGAAAUAAAUAUGAACCUUCUU
Molecule: messenger RNA, 921 nt
Organism: Arabidopsis lyrata subsp. lyrata
Lineage: Eukaryota; Viridiplantae; Streptophyta; Magnoliopsida; Brassicales; Brassicaceae
Product: F-box protein At3g17710
Exons: 2
Coding region: 15-758 (247 amino acids)
Source: RefSeq, a predicted model, not a curated record